UCUGCUACUUUUGACAGAGAAGCCUAAUGUAAUUAUAUUUUUACAUGGGGAGCAAAAAGAGAAAACGUCCAUAUAUAUAUGUUUAUAUAAACAAGUUUUUAUUCCCAUUCAAAGCAAAGCUAACAAAAUUUCAGAGAAGAGAGAUCGAUGAAAAUAAUGGCUUGGAGGAGCUUCAGCCUCCACCUUCAACUGCAAAGGCCAUUAAGAUUUGGUACCAUUCAAUCUCUAACUCUAUUAUUAUCUUCCAAUUCUUUCCAUUCUUCUACUCCCACACAUCCGAAAGAUGCACAUUUCUUUACUUAUAACUUCAAAUCUGCUUCUUUUACCCACCUUGACGAUGCCUUAGCUUCUUUCAAUCACGUUAUUCAUAUGCAUCCUCUGCCUUCUAGGGCUCAAUUUAAUCGAUUUUUAUCUGCCCUUGUGAAAAUGAAACAAUAUCGCACUGUCGUUUCCUUAUCCAAAACAAUUGAAUUGCUAGGGAUCUCACACAAUAUUUAUUCUCUUAACAUCUUGAUUAAUUGCUUCUGCCACUUACACCUUGUGGAUUUUGGCUUCUCUAUUUUUGGGAAAAUCAUCAAAUUUGGAUUGGAGCCUACCAUUGUAACACUUACUACCUUGAUUAAUGGGCUCUGUAUAGAGGGUAAAAUUGAUCAUGCAAUCGACUUUUUCGAUCAUAUGGUCCUGGCAGGUUAUCAACCUGAUGUCUAUGCUUACAACGUGUUAGUGAACGGUCUGAGUAAAUUUGGAAAAACAAAUGUGGCAAUUGGUUUGCUAAAGGGAAUGGUUCAGAGAGGUUGUGAGCCAAAUGCCGUGACAUACAGUACAAUCAUCGAUGCCCUUUGCAAGGAUAAGCUAGUUGUUGAGGCUUUACACCUCUUCUCUCAAAUGAGGAAUAAAGGCAUCUCACCUACUGUCAUAACUUAUUCCUGCCUAAUUCAUGGUCUUUGCAAUUUAGGUAAAUGGAACCAAGCUUUGGCCCUGUUGAAUGAAAUGGUCGGACAGAACAUUUCCCCAAAUGUUAUUACCUUCAGUAUAUUAAUUGAUACUCUUUGUAAAGAAGGAAUGAUUUCAGAGGCGCAAAAUAUAAUCAAACUAAUGUUUCAGAUCAGUGUGGAGCUUAAUGUGGUCACUUAUAACUGCUUAAUUCACGGUUUUUGCAAUUUGGGCAAAUGGAAUCAAGCUUUGGCGUUGUUGAAUGAAAUGGCGAGGCAGAAGAUAUCACCAGACAAUAUUACAUUCAAUGUUUUGAUUGGCAGUCUUUGUAAGAAAGGAAUGGUUUCAGAGGCUCAAUGUAUAAUCAAAAUAAUGAUACAAAUAGGUGUGGAGCCUGAUGUGAUCACUUAUAACUGCUUAAUUCAUGGUCUUUGCUAUUUAGGCAAAUGGAAUCACGCUUUGGCUUUGUUAAAUAAAAUGGUGGGCCAUAACAUAUCACCAGAUGUUGUUACCUUCAAUACAUUGAUUGACACUCUUUGUAGAGGAGGAAUGUUUUUAGAGGUUCAAGGUAUUUUCAAUAUGAUGGUUCAAAGAGGAAUAAAGCCCGAUGUUGUCACUUACAAUUCAUUGAUGUGCGCAUAUUGUCAGCGUGGCCAAAUGGAUGAAGCUAGAAAUGUAUUUGAUUUGAUUGUAACCAAUGGAAUAGUUGAUGCUAUUAGCUACAACACAUUGAUUAAUGGAUAUUGCAAGAGCAAGAGGAUAGAUGAAGCAAAGGAACUUUUUGAUGACAUGCCUCAAAAAGGUGUAGUUCCUAACUCUCUUACAUUCAACACUCUUUUAAAUGGCUUGUGUCAAGCAGGGAGAUUGCAGACUGCACAAGAGGUUUUCAAAAAUAUUUGUUCUCAGAGUCAGCAGCCAGAUAUAAUGACUUUCUCAAUUUUGCUCGAUGGUUGGUGCAAGCAGGGAGACCUUGAUGAGGCACUCACACUAUUUAAAGCAAUGGAAGAAAGUCAGUUGGAGCCUGAUCUUGUGAUCUACAACAUUUUGAUCGAUGGUAUGUGCAAAGCUGGAAAGGUUAAUGAUGCCAAAGAAUUGUUCUCUAGGCUUUUUGAAAAUGAUUUACAGCCUGAUGUCAAUAUAUAUCAUACAAUAAUGAAAGGACUUUGUAAGGAAGGGUUACUAAGUGAAGCAUACAAGGUGUUCAGAGAAAUGGAAAAGGGUGGAUGUUUACCGGAUGAUUAUUGUUAUAAUGUGAUUAUUCAAGGGUUUCUUAGGCACAAGCAUGUACCAAGGGCAAGUCAACUUAUUGAUGAAAUGUUUAGCAAGGGAUUUUCUGCAGAUGCCACGACUGCUGAAUUGGUAGCACUUAUUGCACAAUGACAGUCUCAUUCUAAGUAACUUGCCCUUGGUACAUGCUUGUGCCUAAGAAACCCUUGAAUAAUCACAUUAUAACAAUAAUCAUCCGGUAAACAUCCACCCUUUUCCAUUUCUCUGAACACCUUGUAUGCUUCACUUAGUAACCCUUCCUUACAAAGUCCUUUCAUUAUUGUAUGAUAUAUAUUGACAUCAGGCUGUAAAUCAUUUUCAAAAAGCCUAGAGAACAAUUCUUUGGCAUCAUUAACCUUUCCAGCUUUGCACAUACCAUCGAUCAAAAUGUUGUAGAUCACAAGAUCAGGCUCCAACUGACUUUCUUCCAUUGCUUUAAAUAGUGUGAGUGCCUCAUCAAGGUCUCCCUGCUUGCACCAACCAUCGAGCAAAAUUGAGAAAGUUCUAAAGGUGCAAAUGUGAAGUGAGCUUUUAAAUAUCAACACUUGAUCAACAGAUGCAGGAGAUUUUCGUUGUGUUGUGUGUUAUUGGUACUUCACUGUAUUUCAAUAAUAGUGCAAUUACAAUGUUGCUAGUUGGAAGCUUCUUCUUUAUACAAGAAACUAUUUAGAAUUAGUACUCAACUCUUGUUUUGAGGUUUUACAUGCGCUGUAACAUUAAUGAAUGUGUUUUAAUACUGCAUUGUGCUGAAUGUGUAAAUUAACUUCAAUUUUCUAUAUGCAAUGACAAAAUGGUACGUAUUCUCUUAUAUAUGUACCCAUUUCACUGA
Molecule: messenger RNA, 3028 nt
Organism: Hevea brasiliensis (rubber tree)
Lineage: Eukaryota; Viridiplantae; Streptophyta; Magnoliopsida; Malpighiales; Euphorbiaceae
Product: pentatricopeptide repeat-containing protein At1g63330
Exons: 1
Coding region: 148-2313 (721 amino acids)
Molecular function (GO): protein binding
Source: RefSeq, a predicted model, not a curated record